AGCUAUGCAACCGUCUCCGAACAUUCGCUGACGGGCAAUGACGGAGAAGUCUAAUCUGGGCUUCAGGCGGCUCUCGGAGAGGAGAGCGUGGGUUGAUUGUCAAGCGGCAACGGAGAGGAGGGUGGAGAGAGUAGCUCGCGGCUUUGCAGCUCAGAAUGGAACAAUAGAGGCAGGGGCGAGAGCCUGAGCCGCUGCUACAAAACAAAGAGCGGCUGGAGACAGGUCCACGCCCCGCUCUCCACCCACUCCCCGUCUUCCCUCCCUCACGUCUCUUCGCUUUUGCUCUAACCUGCUGGAAGGGAAGGGAAGGGAAGAGAGCAGCCGGCCGGGAGCCUCACCGGCACCAAGCGAGCCUUUCGAUGCCCAAGCACCCGCGCCAUUCUUCGACAGUUUCCCCAACACGCCGGGGAUCAGAGAAGAGAAACCUUGGCACAGAUACGCUUUCGUUCUUCACCUUCCUUUCGUCUUUCUAAUUCCUUCGCUGCGAACUUGCUUUUGGUUGCCAAAACAGUCGGAGAACAGGCGGACAAAAGGCUUUUGUCAACAGCUGCUUUGCAAGCGGCGGCGGCAGCAUCCAGGAAAGUUAAACGGGGCGCCGAGGCGGAUGGAGAGUUUCUCUGGAAAAGCAGGGUGCCGCUUCUGCCGCCCUCGUCCUGCGAUUUCGGCCGAGGGAUGGCCCUGCUCUCCCUAACAUGCGGCCGCGCUCCCCUUCCGGCUCCGCUGCUUCCUACCUGCGUCUCGGUGGGGGUGGUAGUUCAUCCCCCUGCCGCCUCCGCCGUGGUCUCGACAGAGUUAGCUACUCCGCGACGAGCUUCUGCGCCGGGACUAUGCAAGACCUCCGAGGAGAACAAAACUGCAUUAUGUGGAUCUCACUCCUGGCUUUCCUAACGGUCGGGCUCGUCUCGCUGCACAAAUGCCAGCGGCAUCCCGGCCCGGUUCUGGGAAUGAGUCGCCUGCUCGCGGUAGUUGUGCCAGGCUUGGGGCAGCGCCCAGACAACAGAUGUAUCGUAUCAAAUGCAGCAACAUGUACUGCCUGUCUUGCAGUGGGUCCUGAAUGUGGUUGGUGUGUUCAAGAGGAUUUCAUGGCUGGAACAAAGCUGAAAGAAAGAUGUGACAUAGUUUUACAUUUAAUCCAAAGAGGCUGCAAGCCAGAUUUCAUAGAAAGUCCUAAAGUUGAUGUAACAGUGCCCAGCAAUGAGGCUAAUAUUCAAGUCAUACCAGGAGAAGCUUCAGUGCACCUGCGUCCAGGCUCUGAAGCAAGUUUUAUGCUGAAAAUCCAUCCACUGGAAAAGUAUCCUGUUGAUCUUUAUUAUUUGGUUGAUGUAUCUGCAUCUAUGCACAGACAUAUAGAACGAUUAAACUCUGUUGGAUUUGAAUUAUCUCAGAAGAUGGAAAAUAUCUCCAUUGAUUUGCAACUUGGAUUUGGAUCCUAUGUAGAUAAAACAGUGUCACCCUAUAUUAGCAUUCAUCCAAAAAGAAUCCAUAAUCAGUGCAGUGAUUAUGAACUUGAUUGUAUGCCACCGCAUGGUUUUAUUCAUGUUUUAUCACUGACUGACAAAAUAUCAGAAUUCAGAAGUGUAAUUAAUAAGCAGAAAAUCUCUGGAAAUAUUGAUACACCUGAAGGAGGCUUUGAUGCUAUGCUUCAGGCAGUGGUUUGUCAGAGCCAUAUUGGUUGGCGUAAAGAAGCAAAACGUCUACUUCUCAUGAUGACUGAUCAGACAUCUCAUUUGGCUCUUGACAGUAAAUUAGCAGGCAUAGUAAUUCCAAAUGAUGGAAAAUGUCAUUUGAAAGAGAACGUGUAUAUCAAAGCAAACAGUAUGGAGUAUCCAUCACUUGGCCAACUUUCUGAAAAGCUCAUAGACAACAAUAUUAAUGUAAUAUUUGCAGUCCAAGGAAGCCAAUAUCAUUGGUAUAAGGAUCUUUUGCCUCUGCUACCAGGGACUGUUGCAAAACAGAUAGAAUCAGAGACAGCAAAUCUUGGGGAUUUGGUACUAGAAGCUUACAAGAAGCUGCUUUCUGAAGUGAAAAUUCAGGUCGAUAACACCCUCAAAGAUAUACAUGUCAAAGUUAUUGCAAUCUGUCCUGAUGGAAGUAGAAAAAUGGGUUCAGAGGGAUGCAAGAAUGUGAAAUCAUCAACUGUAGUGUACUUUAAUGUUUCUAUUGCCAUGAAAGAAUGUGGUACAACUGGCAGAAGAAACCAUGUGAUGAUAAAACCCCUUGGUUUCAACGAAUCCUCUAGAAUUAACAUCCACAAAAGAUGUGUGUGUCAAUGUGAGGACAGUGGAAAAUACAAAAAAAUCUGCAUCAGUGAAACCCCUCAUGAUGAUGAAAUAUCCACCUGCAAGGACGGAGUCUGUGGUUCUAGUGAAAAAUUAUCUUCGGAGCAAUGUAAGAUGGAACAGGAUCAUCUUCUUUGCAGUGGACAGGGAGAAUGUGUACAUGGGAAAUGCAUUUGUUAUAAAAACAAAUAUGGUACAAUAUAUGGUAAAUACUGUGAAAAAGAUGACUUUUCCUGCCCAUAUUACCUUGGAAACCUAUGUGCUGGCAAUGGAGAAUGUGAGGCUGGCAAAUGCAAGUGUUUUAGGGGCUGGGAAGGUGAUCGCUGUCAGUGCACCUUAUCCUUGCAAAAACACUGCAUGAACUCAAAUGGCCAAAUCUGCAGUGGAAGAGGAACUUGUGUGUGUGGAAAAUGCAAAUGUGCUGACCCCAACAGUUUAGGACGUUUGUGUGAAUUCUGUCCUUCUUGUAGAAAAGUUUGCAAAGACAUGCGCAAUUGUGAAUCCUGCCGACACUUCAACUCUUCACAUAAUACACUUGGCCAAUGCAAAACCUCUUGCAAUUAUAGAAUGCAUUAUCUUGAAAGAUCAGAAUGCCUUUCUGAUGAUACGAGUUAUUUCAGAAUAUUUUUCAUUAUAUUUAUAAUAACAUUUUUGAUUGGUUUGCUUAAAGUGUGCAUAAUCCGUCAGAUAAUUGUAUAUUGUGACCAUAGUAGAAUCAAGUCUUCAGCAGGUUACAGAGUGCCUGCAGCCAAAAAGGAUAAGAUCUUCUUGCCUACCGUUUGUGCAAAAACAGUAACUUACCGGCGUGACAAGCCUGAAGAAAUAAACAUUGACAGGAGACAAGUAAAUGAAGCAUUCAAAUGCAGCUCUUGAAGACAAGAACCUGUUUCAUCUGAUCUUUUUUUUGUUGGUUGAGAAUGUUUUUUAAAAUAUAUUGUUUAAUGCUGUGGGAUUUACAAUUUUGGACACUGUAAUUUAAAAAAAAAAACUGACUUGGGAACCUAGUUGCACACAGCCUAGGUUUCAGAAAGAGCUGCUUGUUCAAAACAAAAACAAAUGUGCAUUAACUACUGUUUAAUGUGAUUAAAAUACUGGUUGCAGCUAAGAUGUAUUUGGAUUAGCAGCCAGUUGAAUCCCAUUUAAUAGUGAUAGGAUAACAUUGGCUUACAUGGAAAUGUUCUGGAACUUGGAUUUUAUAUUGAUUUGUAAGGCCAUUUGGUAUUGUAGCACUUUAACAUAAUAUAACUUAUUUAGUUGUGUUAUAGAAUAUUAAUUAAAACAUUUGUGGUAAAAAUGCACUGUUCUCACUUUAGAAGUAGCUUACACGGAUGGGGAUUAUAAUCACAAACUCCCAAAUCUCAUUCUAGAAAACGGUAACUGACAGAAAUCAAUAAAUCAGUUAUCCAUGAGUCUUCCUAUUCAGAACACUUGGGACAGAGUGGAAGCAGGGAGAAAACAAAUGAAUAUUAAAAACUCUGUUAGAAGGAUACAGUUACUCCUUAUUUUCCAACCUCAGUGGAUAGGAAGCCCAGGAUUUUCUAAUUGCACUAGUUUGGAAGAAAGUGAAAAAGUAUGCUUUCGCCCAGUUUGUUCAAAAUAUACGGAAGCAAUUAUCCCAAACGUAUUUUAUACGGUAGUAAUUCUCAUGGAACAUAUUUCCGUGACAGUAAUGCUUGCAAAUGUUCAGAAGCUGUUGGAGGAGUCUAUUCUUCCUGGCAGCUGAGUAUAUCUUAGAAGGCAAAACCACUUGUCUAAGGAAGAGUGUCUACAGAGUAUGGUCAAAGAAGGAAGAUGGUGGCCUUGACACUGAAAAAGAAGCUUGGCCUGUGGUUUUUUUUUCUGCAUCAAGCACCAGUGCAUUCACCAUCUUUUUUUUUUUUUUUACUAUAGUCUGCAAACAUCCUAUUUCCAAAUGAAGCACAAAUCCUAUGAGUCAGGAAAUCAAUCACUACAUAAUGUGUAUUUACUUCCUUAUUUGCAUUUAGUUUGCCUCAAAGUCUUCCUAAAAUUGGACAGAUUUUUUUUCUGUAAAAGAUAGGAGUAAAUGUAAUGAACUUUUUAAAUUAAAAUGUUACCGUCAAAUACAUCGAAUUCUUCUGUUAUGCAUCGAAUUCUUCUGUUAUGCAAAAAAAUGUAAAACGUUCAGUUGGAGUAAUAAAAGCAAUUUUCUAUUGUUCAGGAAAAAGGUGAAGAGGCAAAUUUGCCAGAUGAGAAUAAAUCUAGAUCACGACUCUGAUGAUAUGAUCCAAAUUAAAGCUACUUGACUAAAAUGAAAAUUAAUAUUUAAGCUCCAAAUUUUAUCCGGAAGCAAGUCCAACUAAAUUUGGAAAAGAGUUUAAUUUUUGGCUAAGCAUGCAGUAUGUACAAUAGUAUUUAAGACAUCAUCAUACAUGAAAUUCACAUCCUAAUACCAUGUUGGUGGAAUUUCUAUUGGUAUUCUAUUGGUAUCUUAUACUGAUAGCAAUUUCCAGGCAAAUUUAAAUAUCUGAAAAUGUGUGCAUAUCCCAUGGAUUAUUUUUAUUUUUAACAGAGCUAGGGACAUAUGUUCUAUUAACGCUUAAAUUGCACAACUGCAGAACAAUUUCUAUUACUGGAAAAAUAUAUACCUGUGGUUUUAUUUGGAUUGUCCUCAGGUCCCUUUUUUGCACGCUCUUAAAAAGGUACUAAGUGUUAAAAUAUUUUGUCUAAUAUAAUAUCUAGAAUUUCUGAUCAGGCUUUUCUACAGUUUCCAAAUAUAGAUACAACUAAAAUAAACCUAACUGAAAAUGUAUAUUUUGUAGUGUUUCCUGAUGCUUUUGUAUAAGGUGUAUUGUUCUGUUUUCCUUUUUUAAACAAAAAAAAAAGGUGAAUCAGUCAUGUUUUUUUGUAUUUAGGUUUUACUAUGUACCGGUAGAUUCUUUCUAGGAAAGAAAUAUGCAGAGAAUAAUAUCUUAUCAAAUUAAUAAUUUUAAAAAGUUGAAUUCCUAUUCUGUUUUACUAAAUAUUUUGUAGCGUCUGUGACUAACUCGUUUCCAUUUAUUUAUUGAUUUGUCACAUUAGUAUAUUGUGAGAAAGUCUAUUUUUCUAUGAGAGGUAUAAUAGUUGACAUUAAAUUAAUACUAGAUUAUGCAGUCUCAAUUAUUGUCUCUAAUCAACGUUUGAAGCUUGUUAUUUUUCUUUAACAAUAAAAUUUUAAUUAAAUAAAA
Molecule: messenger RNA, 5464 nt
Organism: Pantherophis guttatus
Lineage: Eukaryota; Metazoa; Chordata; Lepidosauria; Squamata; Colubridae
Gene: ITGB8
Product: integrin subunit beta 8
Biological process (GO): cell-cell adhesion; integrin-mediated signaling pathway; cell adhesion mediated by integrin
Cellular component (GO): integrin complex; cell surface; focal adhesion
Molecular function (GO): integrin binding
Source: RefSeq, a predicted model, not a curated record